Messenger RNA from Cokeromyces recurvatus, 1550 nucleotides. RefSeq lists its product as uncharacterized. The coding region runs from base 78 to 1394 and encodes 438 amino acids. Gene Ontology annotation, molecular function: NAD binding; oxidoreductase activity, acting on the CH-OH group of donors, NAD or NADP as acceptor. The record is from RefSeq and is a predicted model, not a curated record. Lineage: Eukaryota; Fungi; Mucoromycota; Mucoromycetes; Mucorales; Mucoraceae. The transcript has 4 exons.
AGAAGAUAAAAAAAAAAAAAAAUCAAAUAUUCUUUUCUUCUCUUAUUAUUAUUAAAAAAAUAAUUUGACAUAAAAGCAUGGUUAAUCAAGAAAGCAAUACUCAAACCCGUACACGUGGUUCUUCUUUUAGUCAAUCCAAGCCUAAAGUACUUAGACCCUUUAACACAGCUGAAGUCAAGAUUCUUUUAUUAGAAAAUAUCAAUAUUACUGCUGUAGAAGCAUUUAAAAAGCAAGGUUAUCAAGUUGAAACCUACGCAAAAGCAUUAGACGGUGAAGAAUUAAUUGAAAAAAUUAAAGAUGUACAUAUCAUCGGUAUUCGUUCAAAGACAAAACUUACAAAAGCAGUUUUGAAUGAAGCAAAAAACCUCUUGGCCAUUGGUUGUUUCUGUAUUGGUACAAAUCAAGUAGACUUGAAAGCUGCUGCUGAUCAAGGUAUUGCUGUGUUCAAUUCUCCUUUCAGUAAUUCAAGAUCUGUUGCAGAAUUAGUUAUUGCAGAAGUAAUUGCACUUGCUCGUCAAUUAGGGGAUCGUAGUAUGGAAAUGCAUCAAGGUAACUGGAACAAGGUUUCUAAGAAUUGCUAUGAAAUUAGACACAAGGUAUUGGGUAUUGUGGGCUAUGGACAUAUUGGUUCACAGCUUUCUGUUUUGGCUGAAGCUAUGGGUAUGUCUGUUUAUUUUUAUGAUGUUUUACAAAUUAUGCCUCUUGGUCAAGCACGACCUGUUGAUUCCUUAGAAGAAUUAUUAUCCAUCUCCGAUUUUGUUACACUUCAUGUUCCAGAGACGGAAGAUACGAAGAAUAUGAUUGGUGAACGUGAAAUUAUGAAAUAUAUGAAAAAGGGAUCUUAUCUUUUGAAUAAUGCUCGUGGUAGUGUUGUUCAAAUUCCUGCACUCAUAAAGGGAUUGCAAUCAGGACAUCUUGCUGGUGCUGCUAUUGAUGUUUAUCCUAAAGAACCUGCUAGUAAUGGACCUCAUUUCACAGAUUAUCCUGAAUUAUUAAAAGCAAAUAAUUUACUUUUAACACCUCAUAUUGGUGGAUCUACUGAAGAAGCUCAAAGAAUGAUUGGUAUUGAAGUCUCUUCUGCUUUAACAAAGUUUAUUAAUGAAGGUACUUCACUUGGUGCUGUCAACUUUCCUGAAAUUGAUUUACGUGCAAUUUCUCAAGACGAUAAAGAUACAGUUCGUGUUCUUUAUAUCCAUCGUAAUAUUCCUGGUGUUCUUAGAGCUAUUAAUGAAAUCUUUGAAGAACAUAACGUUGAAAAGCAAUAUUCGGACUCUAAGGGUGAAAUUGCUUAUGUAAUGGCAGAUAUCUCCAAUGUUACACAGGAACAUUUACAAACACUUUAUAAUGCUAUUGUAGCUACCCCUGCCAACAUUAAAACUCGUGUUCUUUAUUAAAAUAAAAAUAAACAGAAGAAUUAAAAAAAGGUUCUCUCUUGUUUUUCUUAAAAAAAAAAAAAAUUACUAGUUGUUGCAAAAUGAUAUGAGUGAAUGGGUAUAUGCAUUUAUUUUAAAAAGAAAGUAGAAUCUCCGACUACAAUAAAUAAAUACUGC